CCGAAUUUCACUCAAUUUCCGGAGCCCGUCCCCUACCUCCCCUCCCGUCCUUCCCCUCCCCCUAUCCUUUCUCUCUCUCCUCUCCCUCCUCUUCUUUAUUGCUUUAACGUUACUCCCACUAGCCACCCACUCUUCCUCGAGGCCACCACAACACCCCCGGGACACACACACAGUCACACACACAUAAAAAAAAAAAAAUCCCCCCUCGCCUCGGAUUCGCUCGCGCCCCCGCCCGCCGACGCAACAGCGAGGUCGUUCCGUUCCAGGCUUCGGACGGAGGCGGGGUGACGUAAGGAGGUGCGCGGGAGGAUCCGUUCGCGCCCGGAGGACCGGGAUCCGGCGCCCGUCGUCGUCGACGCCCAUGUCGGGCCACCUCGAUCGCUUCGCGCGGCCAUGUUUUGAAGGGUGCUCAAGUCACGAUGAACGUAGAGACCAUAAGUCAGACUUUGAAGUCUCUGAAGAUGAAAAGAAGACAAGAAUAAGCUCUUUGAAGAAAAAAGCAAUAGAUGCAUCAACAAAGAUUAGGCACUCAUUAAAAAAGACUAGAAGGAAGAGUGGUAGUAGGGUCCUUUCUGUGUCUAUUGAGGAUGUGCGCGAUCUAGAGGAGCUGCAAGCUGUUGAAGCAUUUAGACAAGCAUUACUCUUGGAUGAGCUGUUGCCUGCAAGGCAUGACGACUAUCAUAUGAUGCUGAGAUUUCUGAAGGCAAGGAAAUUUGAUAUCGAUAAAGCCAAGCAAAUGUGGAUUGAUAUGCUUCAGUGGCGGAGGGAGUAUGGCACUGAUACAAUUGUGGAGGACUUCGAAUACACUGAGUUGAGCACCGUUUUGCAAUAUUAUCCUCAUGGUUAUCAUGGAGUUGACAAAGAGGGGAGACCUGUUUACAUUGAAAGGCUUGGAAAGGUUGACCCUAGCAAACUUAUGAAUGUCACAACGAUGGAUCGAUACGUGCGAUACCAUGUGAAGGAGUUUGAGAGGAGCUUCUUGAUUAAAUUUCCAGCUUGCUCUCUUGCUGCAAAAAGGCACAUUGAUUCCAGCACGACAAUUCUGGAUGUCCACGGAGUGGGGUUGAAAAAUUUCAGCAAAACUGCACGCGAAUUAAUUCAACGACUGCAGAAAAUUGACAAUGAUAACUACCCAGAGACUCUAUACCAAAUGUUUAUCGUCAAUGCUGGUCCGGGCUUCCGGUUACUAUGGAACACUGUGAAGUCCUUCCUUGAUCCCAAAACGACCGCCAAGAUACAUGUUCUUGGGAACAAAUACCAAAGUAAGCUGCUUGAAACAAUUGACGCUAGUGAAUUGCCAGAAUUCCUUGGUGGCACUUGUACCUGUCCUGAAUACGGAGGUUGCCUUAAGGCUGAAAAGGGACCGUGGAAGGACCCAAACAUACUUAAGAUAGUCCAAAGUGGUGGGGUUCAUUGUGCUCGUCAAAUUGUAACUAUUUCCAAUGGUGAGGAAAAAUUUAUUACUUACGCCAAACCGAAGCGCCACGCAAUGAGAGGGAGUGACACAUCAACUGCUGAGUCUGGUUCAGAAGCUGAUGAUGCUGUGUCCCCCAAAGCUCUCAGAAGUUACAUAUCACAUCCUAAGUUGACCCCAGUUCGUGAAGAGGUCAAAAUGGUCAGGGCUACUAGCUUUUCUACUCGUGUCCCUGAAUAUGAUGUACCUGUUGUUGACAAGGCCGUGGAUGCUACAUGGAAGAGAGAGCAACCACGAAAGGCACCAUCCGUGCCCCAAGAUGCAGACUCAUCUGUGAAAACUGCAUCCAAGCCAUCUGGCCGCCCCUGGGAUAAGAUCGCUGCAAAUCUGAUGGCUUGUCUUAUGGCUAUUGUAAUGUUGGUUCGAUCAAUCAAAGAUCUUGCCACAAUGAGAUUGUCAUCUAAAGGCGGGUCAGAAGAAAGCUACUGUACAUUGUACCCGGACUCCGUCCAGAAAGAGGAAUUCCGUCCUCCUUCGCCAUUCCCUGGGUUCGCUGAAGCCGACCUAUUCGCCGUGGUCUUGCAAAGGCUGGGAGAGCUUGAAGAGAAGGUCCAGAUGCUUCAAGAAAAGCCUUCUGAAAUGCCUUGCGAGAAAGAAGAGUUGCUUAACGCUGCUGUGCGUCGUGUGGAUGCAUUGGAAGCUGAACUAAUUGUAACAAAGAAGGCUUUGCACGAGGCUCUUAUCAGGCAAGAGGAACUGCUCGCGAACAUCGACAGCAAGGAGAUUGCCAGGGCUCAGAGAAAGAAGAAAACAAUGUUCUGCUACUAGGACAACACCUGCUUCCGUGAGGAGAUGACAAACGCGGCGGACCCCUUCAUUUUUCUGACACUUGUGAAUCAACAGGUUUCCGUUGUAAAUCAACAAAAUUCUGGCAUAAAUAAAAUGUUUUUUUUUUAAAAAUUGCAA
This is a messenger RNA of Zea mays, 2380 nucleotides long. Its product is annotated as phosphatidylinositol/phosphatidylcholine transfer protein SFH8. The record is from RefSeq and is a predicted model, not a curated record. NCBI's taxonomy places the organism in Eukaryota, Viridiplantae, Streptophyta, Magnoliopsida, Poales, Poaceae. The transcript has 15 exons. Bases 362 to 2242 code for a protein of 626 amino acids.